AUGCUCCAAGCCGUCAGCAAGGCACUCCUUACUUUGGACUCUUUUCUGGCAACAACGCAUGGUGAUCCAGCAGCCGGUUUUUAUUUUGAAUGGCCAAACGUGACAUUCCAAACGGUUCAGCGUCGUCUGAUGGAACUACGUCGCUCCACGAAGCAGUGGUACGAUGUCCUCUCAGAUACCGACCCAGCUCAUGUUAGUCAACUCAGCGAACUUGCCUUUAUCGAACUUGUCGCCGCAGCCGCGCACCCUCUCUCCCCUUCCUCAACAUCUGUCACUCCUGCAAGUGGUACGCCAUCGACCCAACCUACACGGAAGUUGAGCAUUAGAGGUUUGCGUCAACACAUUCGAGCUAUUGCUGCUGCUUCACCCGGUCAUUUGGGCUCGCCUCGCGGUCGUCACCUCACCCAUUGGGACCGAAAACGUGUGGCUUUCAUUAACUGGCUCCAGUCUGAGUUGACUGCUCUUAUCCCCUCUCCAAUGAACCUCCCGUUACAUGAGGUGUUUUAUGGCCCAAGGAAUCCCAUCAACCGAUCGACAAAGUUGCCUUCUCAUCCGAACAUCCUAUCUGUGCGCCGACGCCUCAAUCCACCCUAUCAACAGUGUCUCCAUCAAGCGUUGUCUGACCCCGGGAAUUAUCUACAGAUUUCCGAGUACCAACUGGAUUCGCCGGAUAGCCUCAGUUCCUGUUUGCCAGAUCUCUCUAUUCUGUACAAGUUGCAUUUAGGUUCCACCAAAUCGAUCAAUCUCUACGACUGGCUUGUGGCAUUUGCAUCAGUACUCGGUGAAGAUGUUUUUGAAAACAGUUUGCCUUCCAAGACCACUCAGUAUGUUUUCCUUCUUGACUCCAUCCGUCUCAUCCGACUGCUCGUGCCUUGGUCGUUUCCUCCCUUUUUAUGCAUUACCUAGUUUACAUUCUGUGGUCAUGUGAACUAUCAGCUCACCAUACCAUUUCCGAAAUGGAGCUCACCACACCAUUUUUGUACUCAGGAACCCUUAUCAUCACUGCUUGAAGGACUUGAUCACUCAUCUUGUGCCACAGCUUGCGUCUCGCUUCAACAUUAUCGUUAUAAGAACGUCUUGACUUGUGUUUUUGCCUUUAGGCCCCCUUUGGUCUGACUCUCGAUAUUGACUUUUUGGGUUGUGACGACUUAUUCC
Messenger RNA from Dicrocoelium dendriticum, 1155 nucleotides. NCBI's taxonomy places the organism in Eukaryota, Metazoa, Platyhelminthes, Trematoda, Plagiorchiida, Dicrocoeliidae. The record is from the annotation of a GenBank genome assembly.